Molecule: messenger RNA, 1803 nt
Organism: Protopterus annectens (West African lungfish)
Lineage: Eukaryota; Metazoa; Chordata; Ceratodontiformes; Protopteridae
Gene: DERL3
Product: derlin 3
Exons: 7
Coding region: 58-858 (266 amino acids)
Biological process (GO): endoplasmic reticulum unfolded protein response
Cellular component (GO): endoplasmic reticulum membrane; Hrd1p ubiquitin ligase ERAD-L complex
Molecular function (GO): ubiquitin-specific protease binding; misfolded protein binding
Source: RefSeq, a predicted model, not a curated record
ACUGUGUAGUUGGUGUUGGUCGUUUGUUACACUGUUGUUGAAACAUAUUCUUCCGCUAUGGCGUAUCAGAGCUUCAGGCAGGAAUAUAUGCAGAUUCCGGCUGUGACCAGGGCUUAUACAACGGCCUGUGUGCUCACAACUGCUGCUGUGCAACUCGAGUUCAUUACUCCUUUUCAGCUGUAUUUCAACCCUGACCUAAUAUUCCGAAAGUACCAGUUUUGGAGACUGAUUACAAACUUCCUUUUCUUUGGACCCCUUGGGUUCAGCUUUUUCUUCAACAUGAUAUUCCUAUACAGAUACUGUCGUAUGCUAGAGGAAGGCUCGUUUAGGGGAAGGACUGCUGACUUUAUUUUUAUGUUCCUUUUUGGCGGGGUCCUCAUGACUCUGUUUGGCUUCUUUGGUAGUCUGUUUUUCUUGGGUCAAGCUUUCACCAUCAUGCUGGUGUAUGUAUGGAGCCGUCGGAAUCCCUUUGUCCGGAUGAACUUCUUUGGACUUCUCAACUUUCAGGCUCCUUUCCUGCCUUGGGUACUCAUGGGCUUUUCCCUGCUUCUGGGGAAUUCUAUCAUCAUUGACUUGCUUGGAAUUGCUGUUGGCCACACAUAUUACUUCUUGGAAGAUGUGUUUCCAAACCAACCUGGUGGGAGAAAGCUGCUGUCCACGCCUGCAUUCUUGAAGGCAAUAUUUGAUGCACCAGAGGAAGAUCCCAAUUACCAGCCACUAGUUGAAGAUCACUUACCAACACCAGAGACGAGUGAAGCCAGGCAGUCAGCUGUGGCACAGGACGUUCCUACAGAAGACCAGAUAGAAGAGCCCCAAGAAGGUGACGGACAACAUCAGCAGGACCAAAAUCCACAGUAAACCAAAAGCGAAGGAUUGACCCUAUUUCACCCAACUUCUUGAACUGUGUACUACGUUCAUCUUGUGUCAAGCAAGGUGUGUGAUGCAUCAUGGAUUGCGACUAAAACUUGUUUGCACAUUGCUAAAUUCAGUAAGGCUUCAAUGGACUUCUGAAGACCAUUGCGAGGGCAAAAACAGGUCAUCUGUUGAUAGCAUGACUGUAGGCCCCCACAAGUGCAAGCAUUCCAGAAGUGCCUGUGCAGAUAGGGGGACUGGAGUGGCCUGUUCAGCUGUGGGACCCCUUGUUAGCAAGUGGCACUUGGUCUGAAUAGCAUUGCCUUCCAAAAAAAAAAAAUCUCUCCUCGGUUUAAGGCCUUUGUGCAGAUGUAGUGAUCUUGCAUAGAUACCCCUCUCCUCUGGAUGACUGUAAAGCCCAUAUUGUACAGCCGUUCCUUUGACUUAAAUCUUUGGAGUAGAGGGGGAACAAAUGAGUGUAUCUCUGUACACAGCGGGGUGAGGCAUCACUUUGUAAUGACUUUUGGAGCCUUACCAAACCAAAGUUAAGCCAUAAUGUCAAGAACGUCUUCCUGUAUGAGGCUGUUUAACCAUGUUUUCUUUCCAGACACCUCUUCUAACUUUGGAUUUUUCUUGUUGUAUCAGAAUGUAUACAUUGUGCCUGAUGUCUGCCUCCUUUUGACUAAAACAAUGUUCAACAUACGCCUGACAGGGUGGAUGCUAGACUACAUUCUCAUGGGAGACUGCAUGCAAGUGCUACAUUCAUUGCAGCAUGUAGAAUGUGAGAAGGGAAAAUGAGUACCGAGGUACUAACAGAAUGCUGUAUAGGAGUUCUCCCCCUAGACAUAAAAAGUAGCAAAAAUAAAUGCAUAUUAGAUACCUAGUUGUGGAACAUAGAGUGCUAACAAAGAAACUCCAUACCAGCAGUAUAAUAAAUUGUUUAUUUCUGUA